Molecule: messenger RNA, 795 nt
Organism: Olea europaea var. sylvestris
Lineage: Eukaryota; Viridiplantae; Streptophyta; Magnoliopsida; Lamiales; Oleaceae
Product: chaperone protein dnaJ 15-like
Exons: 8
Coding region: 247-795 (182 amino acids)
Source: RefSeq, a predicted model, not a curated record
UUUCUUCUUGAUUGUUUGUGCUUGCAGAUUUGCAGCAAGAGUACUUUUCUGUACGGGAUGUAAAUUGCAAAGUUUUUUCUGAAUAAUAUUAUUGAGAUUUAUCUAAAAGACACUGGGCUAAAUUUAUAGAAGGAUAUUGGUGAAACUAGAAAAAGAAAAGAAAUGAAUAGAAAAUAUAGCAGAAGAUGUGAAUUCUAGGGAGAGAAAUAAAAAAGGGUGGAGAAGUAAAGUCUAGUGAGGGAUAGAAUGGGGGAUUCGAAAAUGGAGGGCCUGCCGGCGCCAGUCACACGGAGGGACCCAUAUGAGGUACUGUCUGUGUCUAGGGAUUCUUCUGAUCAGGAAAUCAAGACUGCCUACAGAAAGCUUGCUCUCAAGUACCAUCCAGACAAGAAUGCCAGCAACCCUGAGGCUUCAGAGCUUUUCAAGGAGGUUGCAUAUUCAUAUAGCAUUUUAUCCAAUCCAGAGAAAAGGAGGCAAUAUGAUAAUGCAGGAUUUGCGGCCCUUGAUGUUGAAGCAAUGAGAGUUGAUCUAAGAGGAAAAUAUUGUGAGCCUAGCAUCUUGAGACUUUUCAUACAUUGGGUAGAAAAAGCUUUGAAAGAAAACCCAACCAAGAGUUCUGGCAAGAUUGACAACUCCUCCAUGAGGAAGAAAGCAUGUGGUGGUGUUGUGAUGUCGAUAGCUGAUGAGCUCUCUGGAAAAGUCAGUGGGAGAAUGACAACUCAUCUUUCCCAUUUAAAUCAAGUUGUCCAGGUUGUAUUUAUGCUAACAAAGACCUUCUUAUCUAGAGGACUAUAA